AUGGAUAUUAAAACGGUUGGUGAACGAGUUAAACUGUUAGUUGCUGUCAAGUCAUUACGACAAGAGUGUUAUGCUUCAGCAGCAACAGCAGCGAGAGCAGCACGAGUAAACAAUGCAAACCAUACCGAUCAGCAACGAUCCGAUUACCUUUUACACAAUCAGUCUAGUACAUCAGUUGCGAGUUCACACACGUUAGGGGGUUCUUCUUGGGGGUUUCAUUUGGACGGUGGCGGCGGCGGCGGAAGCCACGGAAAACACGAAGGAUUCAAUGUUACAACGCCACAUCCAGAAAAGACUUCCAAAUCGGCCGAAUCUAAAAGCUUGCUUAAUCGAUCCAAUUCGUUCUCUCGUUUCUUGGGUCGAUCCGACUCUAAGAAAUCAUUGCGAUCUGCAGCAAAUGGCCAGGAACCACCGCCCGUACCUCCGAGUCCAAAGGCUGUACAAAAGCGACAGUCGUUGGAAAAGGGGAUCAUGUCGAUGGAACGCGUCAAGCAGACGUGCGUCAAAGUUUUUGGCGAAGAAGGGCAGACGCGCAUCGUGAACGUGCAUAAUGCUACAGAUGCAAAAGCAAUCAUGGCCAAGGUUCUGCAUAAAUUCGGAAUAGACGAAAACAACGCUGAUAAAUACUGUAUAUUUGUCGGAUCAAGCACCAACGGUGAAGCCCGAGCUCUAUCCGACGCUGAAAUGAUCGAGAUUUGCAGAUCAGCAGAUCGCCCUGAAAAAGAACGGCUAAUUCUGCGAAAACGACACCAAUAUCCCACCCACGAAGAGUUCAAACGAAAAGGAACAACGACAUACAAACAACAUCCCAAUGCUUAUACCAUUAACUCGCCCAUCACAGCAUCAUCCACAAUUGCCCCGUCCACGUUCUCAACAGCAACACCCUCAUCAUCAUCAUCUGCGAAUGGCUUCCCCGAUAAACAAAUGACGUUGGAUAUAAUUACAGGUGGAGGAUCACCCAUUCAUAAUACCAACUGUAGUAGUAGCAGUAUUCGUAGCAAUGGCAAUCACUUGUCAGUCAUGGAAGAUCCACGUUUAUCGCUUCGUCCACAAGCCAGAGUUCGUCGAUUCUUUGGCGAACGGCCGCCGUCUGAAGUCAUUUCGUCGAACUUGCCAUCGUUCUUCCCCAACCAUAAACGAGAAGUGUUGGAAACUGCCGGUAUCAAUGCAAAACGACUCUCAAUGACACGAAGUUCGUCUGCUGGACGACAUCAUGAAGGCACGGCAGGGUUCAGAAACAGUGUGCUUCCAGAACUUGUCUCUGUGCUUGGUGUUGAUCUCGGUAAAUUUUUGGAAGAGGAGGACGAGGAUGGUGACGAUGGAAGUGAUGACGGACAUCGUGAUGAUGAUGAUGACGACGACGACGAACACGACAACAGUAAGGACAUUGAUAGUGAUGAUAAAGCUAAAGAAGAAAGCUACGAGAAAGCUUCUUCCACGGUGACAGCAGCUGAAAGUGAUGAUGAUUAUGCGGAUGCCCCAACAAUGCCCGUCGUAGGUGGCAAUGAAAGUGUGGUUUCUUAUGAUAGCAGUUUAUCUGACACCAACAACAACAAUAACACGGAAGCUUCGAGCCAGCAGCAACAACAACUAACCUCGGUACCAGCAACAACUUCAACAAAUAAUACCAACACCUAUCAAAUCCAAAAUCGGUCAUCUAGUUUAUUACAUCUAUCUGGCAAACAGGAUCUACAACCACCACCUGCACAAGCUGCACCACUUGCUGCACCACCCACAACACCUCCUGAAAAUGAAACCACAAAGCAACCCAAUUUCACCAUUCAGGCCGAGCCACCAACACCUACCAAAGUACAACCGACUAUAUCGAAUGAGUCUCCUGUUGCUUGGAUGAAGGGGUCACUUAUCGGUCGAGGAACAUUUGGCGAUGUUUAUUUGGGACUGAAUCCGCUAAGUGGUGAACUGAUGGCGGUGAAGCAAGUCGAAUUGCCGGUAGAGAAUUCUGCCACUGAAGAACGGAAAAAGUCAAUGGUGGUAGCACUGCAACGUGAGAUUGAAUUAUUAAAAGAUCUACAACACGAGAAUAUCGUGCAAUAUCUCGGGUCGCAAACGGAUCCUGCCCAUUUCAGUAUUUUCCUUGAAUAUGUACCAGGUGGAUCGGUAGCUGGACUAUUGGCUAGUUAUGGUGCAUUCCAGGAACCACUUGUCAAGAGUUUCGUUCGACAGAUACUAAAGGGAUUGAAUUAUCUUCAUGGCAAAGAUAUUGUACACAGAGAUAUUAAAGGCGCCAAUGUGCUAGUGGAUAAUAAGGGAGGUGUAAAAAUAAGUGAUUUUGGUAUUUCGAAAAAAGUGGAAGAAGAUAUAAUGCAAGUGUCGUCAGCUCCUCACAGACCGAGUCUGCAAGGGAUGGCACCCGAAGUUGUUAAACAAACACAUUAUACCCGUAAAGCUGAUAUCUGGUCACUAGGCUGUAUGGUGGUGGAGAUGUUCACUGGUGACCAUCCAUUCCCUGAAUUCUCGCAAAUGCAAGCUAUUUUCAAGAUCGGCAGCUACACAGCUCCCAGCAUUCCAGAUAAUAUUAGCGAGGAUGCGCGCGAUUUCUUAAGAUGCACCUUUAAACUGUAA
Zychaea mexicana is the source of this 2583-nucleotide messenger RNA. RefSeq lists its product as uncharacterized. NCBI's taxonomy places the organism in Eukaryota, Fungi, Mucoromycota, Mucoromycetes, Mucorales, Lichtheimiaceae. The record is from RefSeq and is a predicted model, not a curated record. The transcript is spliced from 12 exons. Gene Ontology annotation, biological process: signal transduction; protein phosphorylation. Bases 1 to 2583 code for a protein of 860 amino acids. Gene Ontology annotation, molecular function: ATP binding; protein kinase activity.